AUGUGCCAGACCUACCGCGCACACAGGACACUCUGGCAUCAAAGAGGCGCCUGUGGGAAGGGACAGCACCCGGCACGCGGGGUCCGACAGACCCCUUUCCAGAAUCAGGGCCCAGGAGGGCGGCCCCCCGCGCCCGCCCGCUCGGCACCCGGCUCCGACCGCCACCCCCGGCGGCCUCCCCGACGCCCCCACCCCGGCUCCCCUCCGCCAUUUCGCCCGCAGCAGCCUCCCCCACAGCCCUCUCCCGGCACAGGCACCGUCGACGGCGGGGCGCGGGCGCCCAGAAAGCCCACCGGGGAGCGGCCACGCCGUUCGCCUCCCCAGGAUCCGAGGGAAGCCCUGCGGCCAAGAUCUCACUCCCCGGGCCCGGUCCGCGCCAGUCGCCGCCUCCUCAGCGCCAGGGGUCCCCCGGCGCUGCGCACCUCUCUCAGGGACCCGCUCCGACCCGGCUGCCUCCCCCUCGUCAGGCUGCCAGGGUCCGCGGGGCAGGGUGUGAGCCGCUCGUCGUCCCCGCAAGACCUCACUCCCCGGGCCCGGUCCGCGCCAGUCGCCGCCUCCUCCUCAGCGCCAGGGGUCCCCCGGCGCUGCGCACCUCUCUCAGGGACCCGCUCCGACCCGGCUGCCUCCCCCUCGUCAGGCUGCCAGGGUCCGCGGGGCAGGGUGUGA
This is a messenger RNA of Physeter macrocephalus (sperm whale), 666 nucleotides long. Its product is annotated as WW domain-binding protein 11-like. The record is from RefSeq and is a predicted model, not a curated record. Bases 1 to 666 code for a protein of 221 amino acids. The transcript has a single exon. Lineage: Eukaryota; Metazoa; Chordata; Mammalia; Artiodactyla; Physeteridae.